ACGGCAGCAUUGACUUAGUACGCUUCCUUCAUUGGUGCAUUUCAAAGGGCGGGUUUUGAAGUAGAACCUGCACAGAAAGAUAGGAGAGAGAUGUCGCUGUUGUAACGUCACAGCCACUCCGUUUAUGAGCCGUCGUCAUGAAGCAGCAGCCAAUGAAAGGGCAGGAGAGCGGGUCCAGGGGCGGGGCUGAGGUUGGGGUGGUAAAGCGGAAGGCUGAGAGAGAUGACCCUGCCUUCCCAUCUCCUCCCCCGUCUCCUCCCAGCCCUCUUCCUAUCUUCCUGUUUCCAUCUGAACUAGUGUUCUACUCUGAUCAGAGGAGUUCCCACAGGAGAGUCCUGACUCUCUACAACCCUUACACCUUCACCAUCAGAUUCAAGAUGUUGUGUACAGCCCCAUCUCUGUAUUCAGUGGUGGAGGCAGAGGGCAGUGUCAGAGCCAAGUCCUGUGUUGACCUAGUGGUGCGUCACCAAGAUGUGUCCCCCCGACACUGGGGAAGGAGAGAUCGUUUCCGCCUGGAGGUGUCGGGGGGAGGGCAGGGGGCGAAUCGGGAGGUGUGGGCUGAGCUCAGGGGAGGAGAGGCCACUGCCCAGAAUCGACCCACUAGCCCCCCGAGACUCCUCCCUCCCUCUCUCACUCCUCUACCUUACUUCACAUUGCCCCAGAAAGUUCGGAGACUGUCCCAGUUUGCAGUGUCGGUGGUGAUGGGUGUGGUGUGUGUUGCUUUCUUAAUGCUCCCCCUCCACUCUGAGCCCAACAACUUGGUUCCUAGCUAUGCCCAUGUGACUGUCACACAGAAAUUGGUGUGCGCCUACACACUGGGUCUGCUCACCAUGGUGUUUCUACGGUAACCAGAAGAGGAGAUGAUGUUUCCAUGGAGAUUCAGACCAAGAUCCCCCCCCCCCCCUGUUCAUUCCCCAGACCAAUCUGGUGUGUUCUAGGGACCAACAGGGCUGAUAUGUUCUAGGGACCAACAGGGCUGAUAUGUUCUAGGGACCAACAGGGCUGAUAUGUUCUAGGGGCCAACAGGGCUGAUAUGUUCU
Molecule: messenger RNA, 1040 nt
Organism: Oncorhynchus kisutch (coho salmon)
Lineage: Eukaryota; Metazoa; Chordata; Actinopteri; Salmoniformes; Salmonidae
Product: motile sperm domain-containing protein 1
Exons: 6
Coding region: 138-848 (236 amino acids)
Cellular component (GO): cytoplasm
Source: RefSeq, a predicted model, not a curated record